AUGAGUCAGGCCAAGACAGGACGGAGAAGGAGGUCUAGUAGUAUCAUAUACCAGGAACCUCCGGAGUCUAUAGAACACACAAGUGACCAGGCUGCCCUACCGAAUCUGAAUGCAAACUGGGUCAACGCAAAAGGAGCGUGGACGAUCCAUUUUGUCCUCAUCAUAGCGUUGAAAAUAUUCUAUGAUAUUAUACCAGGUGUGUCCCAGGAGACCUCAUGGACACUCACCAAUAUCUCCUAUAUGUUCGGCUCCUUCCUCAUGUUUCAUUGGGUGAGAGGGGUGCCCUUUGAAUUCAACGGCGGAGCCUACGAUAACCUCAACAUGUGGGAACAAAUCGACAAUGGUGAUCAAUAUACACCGGCCAAAAAAUUCCUUUUAAGCGUUCCCAUCAUCCUCUUCCUCCUGAGCACGCAUUACACCCACUAUGAUUUGACAUAUUUCAUCAUCAACUUCCUAGCUGUUCUCGGGGUUGUCAUCCCAAAGCUACCCAUAUCACAUCGCAUGCGAAUAGGAUGGUUGGCAGAUGACCCGGAAGACUAG
This is a messenger RNA of Nannizzia gypsea CBS 118893, 540 nucleotides long. Its product is annotated as ORM1. The transcript has 3 exons. Gene Ontology annotation, biological process: negative regulation of ceramide biosynthetic process; intracellular sphingolipid homeostasis; ceramide metabolic process. Bases 1 to 540 code for a protein of 179 amino acids. Gene Ontology annotation, cellular component: endoplasmic reticulum membrane. Lineage: Eukaryota; Fungi; Ascomycota; Eurotiomycetes; Onygenales; Arthrodermataceae. The record is from RefSeq and is a predicted model, not a curated record.